AUGAGAACGUCCAAAUCUAGCAUCUUUUUCGCUAUAAUCGCCGUGUUUCAGUUUGCAUCUAUGGCACUCCUGAUUAUUUGCUGUAUCACAGCUCCAGUAUUCAAACAGAUUGGUCUCUCGAAAUACGAUGGCAUUACAUAUGGUGUCUUUGGCUACUGUGAGGAUGAUUCAUGUUCCAAAGCAAGUGCUUCCUAUAACCCAUACGCUUUAAGUGACGACACUGCUUCGUGGAAGAUGAACUCGAAUGCAAGGAAGGCCCUAGGCCACAUACUUAUUAUCAUGCCCGUAGCUGCUGGUUUGAACUUUUUUGCGUUUCUCUCAACUUCUAUCACUUUGAUCGUUUCCAUCUUACAGAAUUACGGUAAUAUUUCAGCAAUAAUGUUCAUAAUUAAUCUGAUUUUCGAUCUCUUGGGCUUUUUAUCCUCUGCUCUAAUGUGUAUCGUAUCUUUCCUUCUCUUUUACCCUCAUACUACUUGGUGUACGUGGAUUUUAAUUCCUGCUGCAGUACUACCACUAAUCACAUUACCUCUAAUCUUCGUUGCAUACAUUUCCAACGGUCAAAAUGGUACUGAGUCCAAUUUGGAAGAACAGGAUGAAAUCAUGUUAUAUGACCAAUACAAUAACACUAAUUCCAAAAAACUGUCCAUUGAUGAUAUUUACAACUAUUACAAUGAUGAUGAUGCUGCCGGUUCAUCCAAUUUACUCAAUAAACCAACUGUUCCAUCUGAUGCCAAUCCUUCUACAACUGACGUCGAGAAAGAUUUGUAUAAUGUAAACAAUUCAGCUACUGACCUAUCAACAGAAGAAAGAGAGAAACAAGAAUAUACCGAGAGAGUAACGGCCGUCAAUGUAUCAGACGAAUAUGUUGAAAAAGUUCAGCAUGGGGAUAAUGAUGAUGAUAAGAACAGUGAGAAGAACUCAUUGACAGCAUUUUCUGCUAUUGAAAAUGAUACUGGUGCGGCCAAUAAUAAUGGCAAUAAUGUAAGACAAAACGCUCAUGCAUACGUUCCCACUGCAUCUUUAAAUUCAUCAACUUAUUCCCAUAAGGAAACACCAUCUACUGACAAUCCGAAUAGAAUAAUAGAAGAUGUGAUGAAUAAUGGUCCUGAAGAUAAUACAUUUAAUGACGAUAAACGUUCAGAUCUAACCUCCAUUUCAAGAAGAGGCUUUAAUCAAUAUAAGAACAACAAUAUUCCACCUUAUCCAAAAAAUCCAAGCAUGAGCCAGCCUCAAUCAGCAAUCCAACAACCAAUGAAUUAUCAACAGUCAGGACAAUAUCAGCAACCAAUGCAAUAUCAUCAACAGUACAGUGUACCUCCUAGACAGUACCUGCCAUCUUAUCACUCUGUUCCUCAAAUGACAACAAUGUCUGAUACAAUACUGUCGAAUAAUCCAAAUUUCAUGCCUGCACCUAUGUCAAGAAAUGGAAUGAAAUCACACCAGCAACGCGAUAAUAACACACAAGCAAAUGUGAAUAUGUCAAGAAUACCAAACUCGACUCCACAUUUCCAAUCUGCUUAUAAAAAACGUAUGCAAAAUAAAAACAAUCUUUAUAAUACUCUACAGCACUCUGAUAAUCCCUAUAAUUUUAGGUGA
This is a messenger RNA of Kazachstania africana CBS 2517, 1596 nucleotides long. It is a transcript of the gene TOS7, whose product is annotated as Tos7p. Gene Ontology annotation, cellular component: plasma membrane; growing cell tip; cell division site. Bases 1 to 1596 code for a protein of 531 amino acids. NCBI's taxonomy places the organism in Eukaryota, Fungi, Ascomycota, Saccharomycetes, Saccharomycetales, Saccharomycetaceae. The transcript has a single exon. The record is from RefSeq and is a predicted model, not a curated record.